UCAUUUCUUCUUCUUCUUCUUCUUCCACGGCCUUUUCAUUGCGGCUGAAUCCUCCCUCACUGCCUUUUUACUGUAGCGUUAUUGGCCGGCGAAAAUGGCAGGAUCCGGCGUUGUAGCGGUGUACGGAAAUGGAGCUCUGACUGAGACGAAGCAAUCCCCCUUCUCUGUGAAAGUUGGAUUGGCUCAAAUGCUUCGUGGCGGCGUAAUCAUGGACGUUGUGAACGCCGAGCAAGCUCGUGUCGCUGAGGAGGCUGGAGCGUGCGCCGUUAUGGCCCUUGAACGAGUUCCUGCGGACAUACGAGCCCAGGGCGGUGUCGCUAGAAUGAGCGACCCUCAACUAAUCAAGGAAAUCAAACAGGCUGUCACGAUUCCGGUCAUGGCGAAGGCUCGAAUUGGCCAUUUCGUUGAAGCUCAGAUUCUUGAGGCCAUUGGUAUCGAUUAUGUAGACGAGAGCGAGGUUCUUACUCUCGCUGAUGAAGAAAACCACAUCAACAAGCACAAUUUCCGCAUUCCGUUCGUCUGUGGCUGCCGUAAUCUCGGCGAGGCGUUGCGGCGCAUUCGCGAAGGGGCGGCGAUGAUCAGGACUAAGGGCGAAGCCGGCACCGGUAAUAUCAUUGAGGCGGUGCGGCACGUGCGGUCCGUGAUGGGAGAUAUUAGGUUGUUGAGGAACAUGGACGACGAUGAGGUCUUCACCUUCGCCAAGAAGAUCGCUGCGCCUUACGAUUUAGUUCUGCAGACUAAGCAGCUCGGGAGGCUCCCGGUGGUUCACUUCGCCGCCGGUGGUGUAGCAACACCGGCCGAUGCGGCGCUGAUGAUGCAGCUCGGUUGUGACGGCGUGUUCGUCGGCUCCGGUGUGUUCAAGAGUGGCGACCCGGCGAAGCGCGCCAGAGCGAUUGUGCAGGCUGUUACUCAUUACAACGAUCCAGAGGUGCUGGCGGAAGUGAGCUGUGGGCUCGGCGAGGCAAUGGUCGGACUGAACAUGACUGAUAAGGUCGAAAGGUUCGCGAAUAGAUCGGAGUAGACUGCCUUCUCCGGCAUUUGGGUAUGACGAUCCCAAAUCCUUUUCUGGAUCUAAGCACAUAUAGUUUUCUAGCAAUUUACGUCUAAACAUAUAGCUAGCUAUAAGGAAUUUUGAUAUCCUGUUUCACUGUUCGUAUUGAAUUGCUUAUAAAUCCCCUCUUUAUUUC
Cucurbita pepo subsp. pepo (vegetable marrow) is the source of this 1187-nucleotide messenger RNA. Its product is annotated as putative pyridoxal 5'-phosphate synthase subunit PDX1. Gene Ontology annotation, molecular function: amine-lyase activity. Lineage: Eukaryota; Viridiplantae; Streptophyta; Magnoliopsida; Cucurbitales; Cucurbitaceae. Gene Ontology annotation, biological process: pyridoxal 5'-phosphate biosynthetic process; pyridoxine biosynthetic process; amino acid metabolic process. The record is from RefSeq and is a predicted model, not a curated record.